AUGUUUCGACCGAAGAAGAAGAAGGCGCACAGUCUCAUGGAAGAGCUCAAAGAACUCGAUCUCAUUGAGGAUGGCGCACCGGUAGACAUCCCAGAUCUGGAGAAUGAAGAUCUAAUUGAAAAAAGCAACAUGAGCGUGGUGGUGAGAUGCCUCAAUCCGACGGUUCACAAGGGACUGGAAGAUAGGGUUAGAGGUCGUGGGGUGGAUGCGAACAGGGUUCAGUUCAUCUUUGAUAAUGAGACAGAUCUCAACCAUGUCCUCACUCGAGGCCCGUGGUUUGUCAAUGGAUGGAUUGUUGCUCUGGACCAGUGGACGCCGCAUCCUGGACCCAACUUCUUAAACCGUAUUGGAUUCUGGAUCAGACUGCGAGGAAUUCCGAUACAUCUUCUCAAGGAGCAGACGGUGGACAACAUAGUUAGGCCGCUAGGAAAGGUUGAGAAUCACGCGAAGUAG
Messenger RNA from Arabis nemorensis, 453 nucleotides. Lineage: Eukaryota; Viridiplantae; Streptophyta; Magnoliopsida; Brassicales; Brassicaceae. The record is from the annotation of a GenBank genome assembly.